CCUAAGUAAAUUCUUGGCAUCACUGGCUUUUCCCAGCAACAUACCAAAAUGACAUUUCAAUUUUUUUUUUACUACUCAACAGGAACCUAGACAAAUAAGCUCUUCAUAUCAAUGGAUUAUCAUCACCACGUUUUCUAAAAUCUAAUAGAUACGCUCGAUUUAUCUUAUACUUUUGCGACCUUUGACACAACCGAAAUUAUCAUACAAAAAAAAAUCAAAAUACUCAACUUUCUCUCCGAAGAACCCACACACAAAUCACACGUAAUAUGGCAACAAAACGAAAACCAAUUCGACCUGUUAACACGAAUAUGAAUUUCAGACCCGGAGGUCCUGAUGUAUCCAGGUCAGAAGCCAAAGGCACUCGACCUACGGCUGCACCAACAACAAUUAAAGAAAUCAUAGUCACAACAAUAAUGUAUGUUUGCAAAAAGACCAUCUUCUUCGAUACCAAUCUUAAAGUAGCUCUCUAUUUGGGAAGUCUUUUUGUAAUUUCACUUAUUGGAGACUUUAUACCUUAUCCCAAAACAUACUUUUCCCGUUCGGACAAUCUAUUUAAUGUUUACUUUGUUAAAAUCGGCUGGGGUUGGACGUUAUUAUUUAGUUUACCUUUUCUAGUUAUGACUUCAAUUGUCCUUUGUUGUGGGGAUAGGAAAAAGAUGCUAACAAAUCACUUACCUCGCAUUGCAAUUGCUACGUUCUUCUGGUUCUUCUGGACAAAGUUGUUUAAUGUUAUUGAAACAUCUUAUGGCCGAUGCACUGCUAGAGGAUUUGAUAGCAAGUCUACUUGUUUGCGUGCUGGCCAUUUAUGGAACGGAUUUGAUAUAUCAGGACAUGCAUUUAUUUUAAUUCACUCUAGUUUGGUAUUGAUCGAAGAAGCUAGACCAAUAGUUAAAUGGGAAUCGAUUAAAGAGCAUUUGCGAAAUGAAUUGCACAAUCGUAGUGUAGCAGAGCGGUCAAGUACAAAUCCACUGAGGAAUCUCAGUGAUGAGCAAAUGAAAAUGCUAAACUUUUUGUAUGAACGUUUGACUCCAGCUAUUAGGACUCUAUUCAUUGGCAUUGCAGCUUUGCAGUUGCUAUGGGAUGUCAUGUUAGUUGGAACUAUGCUGUACUAUCACAAAAUGAUUGAAAAGGUUGUUAGUGGAAUAAUUGCAAUUUUAACAUGGUACUUUACAUAUCGAUUCUGGUAUCCAUCAUCGAGUGUAUUGCCUGAUCCAGCUGGAAGUGGAUGCUUCUUUUAUCAACGAGAAAGAAGUGACACUUUUGUGUAUAAGAGGACUCCCAGUUUGACAACACCAAUAACACCAACACAGCGCACACCAACGACUUCUGGCCAAGUGCCCAUGUUUAUGGGUUUGCCUAUUUAUGCGAAUCAACGAGUGGCGAAUCAGGCUUCUGCAACGCCCAACACAUCAAAUAAUUCUUCAGAAUUUCUUUAAUGAUUUUUCUGUUUAGUCAUUACGCUUAUAAUGUUUUUUUUUUUUUUAAUUUCUUUUUAUAUUUUUGGUGAAAACUUUAUUUUUGUUGUUUGAUUUGUUAAAAUUGUAUUUUUCCCUUCUUAAACUAUCUUGUCAUUAUUAUUUAUCCUUUUGUUGCGAUAAAACCCAUAAAUGUAUUACAUAUUUAAGUGCCUAUGGUGUUUUUUUUUUAGUGGUGUUCAAUAAAUA
Messenger RNA from Episyrphus balteatus (marmalade hoverfly), 1664 nucleotides. It is a transcript of the gene Fitm, whose product is annotated as acyl-coenzyme A diphosphatase FITM2. The coding region runs from base 267 to 1436 and encodes 389 amino acids. Lineage: Eukaryota; Metazoa; Arthropoda; Insecta; Diptera; Syrphidae. Gene Ontology annotation, biological process: lipid droplet organization; lipid storage; phospholipid biosynthetic process. The record is from RefSeq and is a predicted model, not a curated record. Gene Ontology annotation, cellular component: endoplasmic reticulum membrane. The transcript is spliced from 2 exons.